This is a messenger RNA of Aphanomyces astaci, 444 nucleotides long. RefSeq lists its product as hypothetical. The coding region runs from base 29 to 373 and encodes 114 amino acids. Lineage: Eukaryota; Oomycota; Saprolegniomycetes; Saprolegniales; Verrucalvaceae. The transcript has a single exon. The record is from RefSeq and is a predicted model, not a curated record.
CCCCUUUCUUCAAUUGUACGGGGCGGCGAUGGUGGUGUUACAGACGGACGGAGCCCACUGGGAUGACUUUGAAGCCAAGGUGCGCGUCCUGAGUGACAAAUCGCCGCAUCAGCUGAAGCUGUCGUUCAAGUUCAAGCCAAAGACGAGUCUCGUGGUGCGGGCUGUGAACGAGGGCGACUCGCGGCCAAUUGUGCUACAGUGUAAAUCGAACGAACAGACUCACGUCGGGCGGGUGGCCAAGCUGCUCAAGCUGAGCAUGGUCGAAGUCCUGGGACCGUUGUCACACGAGGUAGCGACGCCGCUGUCUCCCUCGGCGAAGAAGAAGGCGAAGAAGAACAAGGGCAAGGCCACUGUUUCAAAGUCAUCGAAAUAGAGUAACACUGAUCAGUCGAUCAAAUGCAGAAAUCACUUGGUGCGACGAUACACUGUAAGAGUGCUUCGGGC